Penicillium oxalicum is the source of this 1494-nucleotide messenger RNA. Its product is annotated as GFA family protein. NCBI's taxonomy places the organism in Eukaryota, Fungi, Ascomycota, Eurotiomycetes, Eurotiales, Aspergillaceae. The coding region runs from base 1 to 1494 and encodes 497 amino acids. Gene Ontology annotation, molecular function: carbon-sulfur lyase activity. The transcript is spliced from 4 exons. The record is from RefSeq and is a predicted model, not a curated record.
AUGCCUCUCUCCGGCCACUGUCUCUGCAAGGCGGUCACCUACACGGUCGACGUGGACGCGCCUCUCAUCACCGCCUACGACCACUGCGAUGACUGCCAGCGCCAGAGUGGUUCCACCUACUCCCUGGUCGCCGUCGUCCCCAAGGACAAGCUGACCAUCAACGGUCCCACCAAGAGCUGGGCCGGCAAGGGUAGUUCCGGCCACGCCGUCCACCGCAUCUUCUGCUCCGAGUGUGGCUCCCCCAUUGCCCACGACCCCGACGCGGCCCCGGAGAUCAUCGCCCUGAAAGCCGGUACCCUGGAUACUGACAUCAAGAAGACGCUCAAGCCGGACACCGAGAUCUGGACCCAGAGCAAGUUGCCCUUCUGUCAGGAACAUCUGGCCAAGCCAUUCGAGGGAGCGCCAAGAUUCAGUCGACCGGGUGAGGAUCUGGUUCCGAACUUGAUCGCAAGUGGCUCUGUUGGCCAUUGGCAGUAUAGGGCCACAGAAACACGCUCUGGGGGUAGCUUUGACACAUCAUCUACGGUUCUUCCGGAUUCACUGCCUUGCUCGAAUGACCUCGUACCACCUUAUCUGUCGAGCUUCUACCUCGACGGUGAGACGCAAGGCAAUCCCAUCUUAGCUGCUUGCAUGUACCUGGGAACAGACUAUCGCAUCCUGUCUCAAGGUCUGACCUCUGCCACCAAUGAAUCUCCCAUGGUGCCAGAAAUCUCUGAGGGUGCUGAACACACCCCAUUGCUUUCAGAACUAGAGCUUGACAGCGGAAUGUCGGGUCUUUCAGGGUCAUGGAAGUCGAAGCAAGUUCAGUCAAGGUAUCGCUCUUCCAUGGUCUCGGGGCGGCCCGGUGAGCUUUGCUGCUACGGUGGAAGCGACAACAGUGCAAGUGGUUCCGUCGACAAAUCUAUCCCGCUUUAUGACGGUGAAACAAGGUCCAUGCUCAGUUGUAUCUGCGUGGGCAAUGUCCUUGGCCAGCUAGUACAAUCGGACGGACGGUCCAGACUUCAGACAGGGCUUCUCGUGGAAGAGUAUCGUGCCAUCCAAGACGAGGUACUAGUCGUGGCGAACACUGUCCUUCAAUGUCGAAUCUGUUCGCGGUCCGAUUACUGGAUUCAUCUGCUGAUGGUUGUCAUUCUCACCAUUGACAAUUUUCUUAUGAGGCUUGAAAGCAUCUCCAUCGCUGAAGCAGAUGCCGAAAUCAAUGAUUCAAUAUAUGGAGCCGGGAAGGCGGCAAAAAUGCAGAGGCAGAGACCUCUCGCCACAAGCUUCAGAGAUGACAGUACUAAUAUCGGAUCGUCAUCGACGAGCGCAUCGUCGCGGGAAUGCGAGACGAAUACGCACUUGGAUCAGCUCUUCAUGCUUCUCGCUACAGUUCGUAAAAUUCGCGCUCGUCUACAGUUGGUUCUCCCACAGGACUUCUCGACAGGAUCGAGUCUCUGGAUGAUCGCAGACGUAGACCGGCGCUUACAACUGUUGAUCACGAACACCAAAAUUUGA